CAAUAAUAAAGUUUUUCAGGAGAUUUGAAUAGAGUUGUAAAAAUGGAAACGUGGGUGGUGUGGGCCAAGAGUAGAAUUUUUUGUCAUAGGUUGUUUAUUCCACAAACAAUUUCUUGCUGAAAAAUAUUAAAAUCAAAGGAAAAAUGGAGAAUCCGAUGAUUGAGUUCCAAGGUUCGAGCUAAGCUAAACUAAUAAAGCUACAACCUUGUCUCUUUCCUCGCCGAUUAUCCAGUCCUAUCUAUCCCUAUCCAUGUCUCCCAACAAGCCUCUAGAUUCUCGUCACUCUAUAGAUUCAUGUGCUUUUCAACUCCAUAGCUGGAGACCCUUUCAUCUUCCACACACCACACCCACCAAAACCCUACCCCACGAACCCCUACUUCCCACCGCCAACCCCAGACCCUACUGCUCCUCCAAUGCUGCCUACACCAAGCGUCCCUGCCUCUCCGACCGCGCCACUUCCUUCUCUAUCGACCCAGCCAUCGACAUGUCUAGACUGAGCUUGAUCGACGACGAUAGGCCCGUUUCCGCCAGAGGAAGCUACCGAUUGAUCGCCAGGAAGCGGCGCAGGCGUGGGUCGAGGUCUGUUUCCGGUCGAAGCAGCGAUCGGAGCGGAACCCGCCGGUGCUGCUCUGUUGGGGCCUCGGCCGCGUACGGAACGUGUUCGGAUUUCCCGGUGGUGGUUGCUACGGAUUCUAGCGGCGAGCUUUUUGUGCACGGUGAGACGAACUGGUCUUCUGAUGUGAGUGAGGCCCGGAAUCCGAGACGGGAUAGAGACGGUGGGAAUGGAGAGAAUGAGAAUCUGGUUUCUGGGUUUGGUCCAAUUGGGGGUUUUGAUUCCCAAGGGGUUGAAUCUGGGUACGGAAGCGAACCGGGUUAUAGGAGAGAUGCAGAGUUUGGGUAUGGUGAUGAGGUUGACGAGGAAGAAGACGAUACAAGAUUGUUAUUUUGGGGCAACCAAUUUGGAGAAAGUGAUUCUAUAAUGGAGAUUGUGGGGGAGAACACAUUUGCAGAUCAAAAAGCUCAUCACAGAUGUAGACGAAAGAAACAUGAUUGUAGAAUGGUUGAUUCAGUGAGGUAAUGAAAGAAUUUUGUUGAGAAGUAUAUGAACUUUCUUACAGAUUAUUUUGGUUCUUAUUUUUGUCACAAGAUAUCCUCUUUUAAAAGUUAGUAUUUCAGUACUUUUUUCCUGCACUUUGAGAAGAAGCGUGGAAGAAUUCCACUGCUAUUUCAGUAAUUUGGUUUGGACGUGUUAUCAUAGAAUGUCAUUAGAUUACAAGAUCUUGUUCGAGUGAAGUAAUUGCAUUAAGCAAAAUGUUGGGGCAGGAGGCUCAAAAACUUUGGAAUGUUAUUUCAUGUAUAUAAUUAGGUGGUGUUUGGUUGGAGGUAAUGAAAUGGAAAGGAAACAAUUUUCAUUACAUUUAUUUGUUUGGUUGCAUUUUAUAGUAUUGGAAUAUUAUUCUAAUAGAAUGCCUUUCACUGUUUUGGUGGGAUGACUAUUCCGAAGUGGAAGAAAAGACUAUUCCAAUGUAACAUGAGAAAAAAAUUGAUGGUUUUUUAUUAAUUUUUUUAAUGUAUUUUUAAUUUUAUUCUA
Messenger RNA from Cannabis sativa, 1591 nucleotides. RefSeq lists its product as uncharacterized. The record is from RefSeq and is a predicted model, not a curated record. The transcript is spliced from 2 exons. Lineage: Eukaryota; Viridiplantae; Streptophyta; Magnoliopsida; Rosales; Cannabaceae. Bases 251 to 1078 code for a protein of 275 amino acids.